GACAUGGAUAUGGGUUCUUGCUUGGUUACUAUGAGGUGAAAUGGUAUUCGUGACCAGAGUACCUCUCAAGAUAUGAGAAGCAGUUCGGGGUGCCAUAGAGGUGCCUAGGCAAUAAAGACGUCGUUCGGUCUCUCUCUCCUUGUGUGGUAGGCUCUGUGGCUCGUCUUUAUAUCCGCGUCCGCCUACAUUUCACACCUCCUCCUGCUUCACGCUAUCUACCUGGUUUUCCCCUCUCGUCACCACUGCAGUCAAGUCAUUUUCUAAACCAUCCUCCAUCCAUCAAUCAACUAUGAAGUCCUCACUGCUGCUAGCCGUCCUAACCGCCGCCCUAGCUGCCAGGGAAGUAACCGGCCACGCCAUCUUCCAACAGCUCUGGGUAGACGGCACCGACUACGGCUCAACCUGCAAUCGUCUCCCAACCUCCAACUCCCCCGUCACCAACGUGGGAAGCCGGGAUUUCGUGUGCAACGCCGGUACCAGAGGAGUCAGUGGGAAAUGCCCGGUCAAGGCAGGCGGCACCGUGACGGUUGAGAUGCACCAGCAACCAGGCGACCGCUCCUGCAAAUCCGAAGCCAUAGGCGGUGCCCACUGGGGUCCGGUGCAAAUCUACCUCUCCAAAGUCUCCGACGCCUCGACCGCCGACGGUUCUUCGGGCGGUUGGUUCAAGAUCUUCUCCGACGCUUGGUCCAAGAAAUCCGGGGGCCGCGUAGGCGACGACGACAACUGGGGCACGCGCGACCUGAACGCGUGCUGCGGGCGAAUGGACGUGCCCAUCCCCAAGGAUUUACCUAGUGGCGAUUACUUGUUGAGGGCCGAGGCGCUGGCGUUGCAUACGGCUGGCCAAAGUGGCGGGGCGCAGUUUUAUAUUUCUUGUUAUCAGAUUACCGUGACUGGUGGCAGUGGGGGAAGUGUGAGUUAUGCGACGGUCAAGUUUCCGGGGGCGUAUAAGGCCAGUGAUCCGGGCAUUCAGAUCAAUAUCCAUGCGGCGGUGAGUAAUUAUGUGGCGCCUGGGCCGGCGGUGGUGGCGGGGGGAGUGACGAAGCAGGCGGGGAGCGGAUGUACAGGGUGUGAGUCGACUUGUAAGGUGGGGAGCUCGCCGUCGGCGGUGGCGCCGGGGGGGAAACCGGCGAGCGGAGGGUCGGAUGGGAAUGCCCCCGAGGUGGGCGAGCCAAGUACCGGUGGUGGGGAUAGUCCGAGUGCGCCGGGCGCUUGUGCGGUGGCUGCGUACGGACAGUGUGGUGGGAACGGGUACACCGGGUGCAUCCAGUGUGCGAGCGGAUACACCUGCAAGGCUGUCUCGCCCCCUUAUUACUCGCAGUGCGCACCGGCCUCGUGA
Molecule: messenger RNA, 1336 nt
Organism: Neurospora tetraspora
Lineage: Eukaryota; Fungi; Ascomycota; Sordariomycetes; Sordariales; Sordariaceae
Product: glycosyl hydrolase family 61-domain-containing protein
Exons: 3
Coding region: 290-1336 (348 amino acids)
Biological process (GO): carbohydrate metabolic process
Cellular component (GO): extracellular region
Molecular function (GO): cellulose binding
Source: RefSeq, a predicted model, not a curated record